UUCGAAGUUGGAAAUGACACUACAUAGGUUCUAAGAUACAUUGACGUAAUUUGUUGUGAUACGUACCGUAGUUGGUUCGUCUUUGCUGCGAGGUUAAUUUCGUGUGGCAAAUGUAUUCCUGUAAAUAAAUCAUCAGUUUGACCAAAACUGAAGUGCGAAGGACAGUGUUAUACUGUGGAUUUAUAAUAUGGACGUGGGGCGUGGUGCUACUGAUUUACGUUUAAACUCUUUGUAUUUCAUUGAUAGAAAAGAGGGAAAAGAAGACUAUGUUUAGAAUGUCAGGGGUAUACACAAAACUUUAUUUAUUUAUUGUUUUUUAGUAGCUUCUUGCCGAUCGUGCACCAACAUUUAACGAAUCCUUCAGAGUGCUGCUGUCAGCCUGUGAUGAAGGAUCGUCAUAGGUAAGACGAAUCUGACAGGAUGGGGUCAUUUCUCGACAAACCGAAGACUGAAAAACACAAUGAACAUGGCUGUGGGAAUGGGCUGCGUUACGGUGUGGCGAGCAUGCAAGGUUGGCGUGUCGAAAUGGAGGAUGCCCACUGUGCCGUCACAGGUUUGGGUGAAGGACUGGAAGAUUGGUCAUUCUUUGCCGUAUUUGACGGACACGCAGGGGAGAGAGUGUCGGCACAUUGUGCAGAUCACCUACUUGAGUGUAUAGUGGGUGCAGAAGAGUUCAGAAGUGAUGAUGUAAUAGAAGCAAUACGUGCUGGUUUCCUUAGUCUGGAUGCCCGCAUGAGAGCCCUUCCUGAGUUAGCUAGUGGUGAAGACAAAUCUGGUUCAACAGCUGUUUGUGCACUUAUAUCCCCACACACGGUGUACGUAGCGAACUGCGGUGAUUCGAGGGCUGUACUGUGCCGGAGUGGUCGCCCGACAUUCUCUACCAGAGACCACAAACCAGUUCUGCCCGCAGAAAAAGAACGUAUUUUGCGUGCAGGCGGAAGCGUAAUGAUCCAACGUGUCAAUGGCUCACUGGCUGUUUCACGUGCUUUGGGUGACUACGAGUACAAAAAUGUGGAGGGCAGAGGCCCUUGUGAGCAGUUAGUCUCUCCAGAACCAGAAGUAUCAGCUGUGGUUAGAAAUGAAGAAAAGGAUGAGUUCUUGGUCUUGGCUUGUGAUGGUGUUUGGGAUGUAAUGUCUAAUGAAGAUCUCUGUGCCUUUGUGCGCUCUCGUCUUGCUCUCACAGAUGACCUCGAGAGUGUGGCCAACCAAGUGGUUGACACUUGCCUGUACAAGGGAAGUCGAGACAACAUGAGCAUUGUGUUAGUCACCUUCCCAGGUGUGCCACAGCCUUCAGCUGAAGCAAUGCAGCGUGAACGAGAACUUGAAGAAUUAAUAGAAAGGAGAAUGACAGAUAUUAUAAACCAAGGCGACACAGUGGAAUUUCUCCAUGUUCUUCAGGCCCUUGCAGAUGAGAACAUACCAGGACUUCCUCCAGGAGGUGGCCUUAGUGCAAAGAGGAACUUUAUUGAAAGCGUCUACAAGAAACUGUGUCCUAACAAUGCUGACAGUAAUUCUCCUGAAUCCCAGCGAAGAGGGGUCAGCGAAACAUAAUGGUGACUUUCUUAAACUGUUACUGGUCUGUGUCAUUUUAAUUUCAUGAAUCUUCAAACCAUUAAUUUUUUUCCUUGCAAGAAAAUAUGAGAAUUUAAUGUAAAUGUAAUGGCUGUAACAGAGGAAUAUUUUUUGAAAACAUCUGAAGUUUAUCUUAAGUGAAAACAGAGAAGAAACUUCCAUUUAAGAUUUAUCUUGCAGUAUUGAGAAAUAUUUUGUUUCAUGUUAAUUUCCUGGAUUGUCAUCUGACUUAUGUACCAUUGAGUACUGUGCAAAAGGCAAAAAGAUAGACAUAAGGAAAUGUACAUCUGCAAAUAUCAAUUGUUUGUGUAGUGGUUUUCCUUUUAAUCUCUGGUGUAUUAGGACGUAUUAGAACAAAUGAUGAAAACUUUUCUGUACAAAGCAUAUUGUUUUGGUUAACUGAUGUGGAAUACUGCAGUUUGUAAUGUCAUAUGUCUUAGUAAGCACAACACACUUUUUGUGGAUUGUCUUCAUAGGUCUGUUAAUGUACAUAAAAAGUAUAUGUUGAAGACAGUAAAGCUGUAUAUAAAAUGUUGUAAUAGAUAUUUUCCCAGUAAAGGUACUUUUCUAGGCUGAACUAAAACUAAACUUCCACCCUGCCCUGCAAGUGCUGUAGAUUUAGGAACAUACAUUAAGUUUAUAAUUAUUGUGUGAAUGAUUUAUUUAUGAAAACUGAAGUUUCCAUGUAAUGUAUGUCAAUAAUUAGUCCUUUCCUCGACUUUUAUUGCUUACACAAUGAGAUUUUGAAGAAGUUGUUGUUGUUCUUGUUUAUUAUUGUGAUUAUUAAUAUUCUUGCUACUGCUAUUAUUAUUCCUUUACUUUACUCUGUUUGUACAUUGUGUUAUCAUGUUGAAAGAUAUGUACAUAUUUUUGUGUGAAAAUUAGAAUGGUAAUACUGACUUAUCACGUUUGUUAUUUUCGUAGUCAAUUUUCAUACAUAAAACCUACAAAUAAGUAUAAGUAUUAAGUUUAGUGGUUACCUCAGUUGCUUAUGCAAUCUAUGUGUCAAGUACUGCUGAUUUUGUCAUGGAAGUUAAAAGUUUCUAACAUCUACAUCAUUAGUUCAAACAUUUAAAAUUGUUGCAGAUUUAAAGGUUUUUUAAUUUUUUUUAAGCAAUAGUUUAAUUUGAUCAUAACUAUAUUCGUAAUGAAACUGACAGGCCUAUAAUAUUUGGAGAGAUAUUGAUAACAUUUAUUAUCAUUUAGGAAGGAGAGAAUUGGAAGUUGACCACAUAUAAUUGGCUACAUGUUGAUAAUGAGAUUAUAUUAUACAAAAUUAAAGCAUUAACAAUUGAAGGUGGGUGAGAAAGAUUACCUCCGUAUCUUUGAAGAGCAUUCUUCGAUAUCGUGAUCACUUUUCUAUAUUCUAUGUAAUUUGUCUAUCGUUUGAGGAUUUUCUGAAAUCAGUGUAUAAUCUGCUGAAGGUGGGCUUCAGUUACAUAUGAACAGUAAACAUAAUAAAUAAUAUUUGGUUAAUGGAUUUCUUUGAACUCAAGUACGUUAAUAAAAUUAUAAAAUUUUUCUUUCUUAUGAAGCAAACUGUCUUUUUGCAUUAAGAACUGUGGGAGUUGAGAUUUUGUAACUUAAAACAAUAUGUUUACGCAUUUAUUCACAACUGUUUCACCAGCCACAUUAAUUUUUGCUGUGUUGUGGUAGGGAGUCAGUUAGAAACAGUAUUUGAUGUGUUGUACCAGGGAGUAAAGUAACCUUAGCAAGAAUUUUUUUCUUUUAUUAUUGAUUGUAUUGUUGUUUCGUGAGAUAUAUUUCCUUUGUAAAGAAAGCAUAUUCAGCUGCUGCAGGUGUCAAAAUGUAGUUCGUAAAUGAAAAAGGAAGUUGUAUUUGUGUGGCCAUCUUCCACGCUAAUUGCUCAAGACGACCAUACUGAAGGAAAGUAUGUGCACAUGCAAAUUAAUUUUGCUUCACUUUACUCCGGACUUGUUGUGCAUUUGUUUCAACAAAGCCUCAUUAGUGAAAUAUCACUCUAACCUAUGCAUGCAGAAUUCAUUGAUUCAAAGCAGUUAAAGAGCAAGUUCAGUACUUUUUUGUGCUUAACAUCCACUAUUCAGUUUCUUGGUGUUCAUUGUGCAUCCAUUUUGCAUAUAUAAGCUGGGUAGCUUACAGUGUUAUAAAUUUUUUCGUAGCAUGCUAAUGUUCAUGUUGUGUAUGUGUUCGUUUUAUCUGUGGCCUUAUCGACAUAACUCACUUUAGUGUAGCAUAUAUUGCAAGCGUUCUGGAGCGCAUCCCCCACCUCCCGAGAAAUCGUUUUAAUAUGUGGUUGGAAGUGUAGUCAUGUUGAGACAUCUUCAUUUGUCCAAAUAAUGGAAUAUUAGGAUGUUACUUUGUGAAAAUAUAGUAAAAGAUAUUUUAUAUACAGUAAAUAAAUGGAAUUAGUCCCCAGUUGUAUAUACAGAGUUUUUGCUUCAGCACCAUUGAAGAAAAAGGAUUACUAUGUCAUUACACACAAACAUUUUUGUGUUCAGGCAAAUCGUAUAUAACUUCUGCGUAUGCUGGGAGUGAUUGUGAUUUGCAGUACACAAAUUGCAGAAUUAAAUUUUUGAAAUAACAGAAAAUGGCACUGUCACAAAUCAUAUCUGAUAUAUUGCCUUUAAGUUGAGUGGAACUUAUCAGAUACAGCAUUAAGUUUUUAAGCCAUACAAACUUCAGUUUUAUAUUUUUGUCUCUUUUUAUUGGUUAUAAUGACUCUACAUUAUAAACUCUGAACGUAGAAAAUUACUCCUUCUUCAAAACAGAAUUGAAAUUACAGAUAUGUGGUUCUUGCAUAACGGUCUCUAUACUUUCGAAAUCAAGAAACUUCUUUUUCUGUAAAUUUGGGAGCAAGUGAUGAAUUGAUAUUGAUACAAACUUGAACAAAUCCUUACCAUUACCUGGCUAAUCUCCAGUUGUUUCAUGGUUACAUAUGGUAUUUUGACUCAUAGUGAUAAAUAAUGCAUGAAAUUUUGUCUACACAAUCCUAAAAUUUGUAUCUGACAGUAAAUUGGUUGACAGAAAGCAAAACCUUGUAUAGAUUAUAUGACAAAAAUUAUAAGAGAUGAGUUUGUAGGUUGAUCUGGGGGAAAGGACCAAGCAUCGAGGUCAUAUAUGAGACUGAAGUCAAUCAUCAAAUACUGUAGUAGUACUUUCUAUAAAAUAAUUUUUCUCCAUAGCACAAGUGAUGUGUAGACAUUAUGUACUCCAACACUAGCCUAAUAAUAAGAUAAUUUUGGUAAUGUUUUAUGCAUAUGCCUUCCCCUGCCAACUUUACUCUUACCAGUUGUUUUGUGCUAAUUGCAAUAGUUAGCAUGCUGUGAUUUUAGGUUAUAUGUAUAUAAAUUUUACUGUACUCAUUAAAAUAGAAAAACUAUUAGUAA
Schistocerca cancellata (South American locust) is the source of this 4940-nucleotide messenger RNA. RefSeq names its product protein phosphatase 1B (gene alph). The record is from RefSeq and is a predicted model, not a curated record. Gene Ontology annotation, molecular function: magnesium ion binding; manganese ion binding; protein serine/threonine phosphatase activity. Gene Ontology annotation, biological process: negative regulation of stress-activated MAPK cascade; protein dephosphorylation. NCBI's taxonomy places the organism in Eukaryota, Metazoa, Arthropoda, Insecta, Orthoptera, Acrididae. The transcript is spliced from 7 exons. The coding region runs from base 421 to 1551 and encodes 376 amino acids. Gene Ontology annotation, cellular component: cytosol; nucleus.